AAUGCAACACUAGACUUUAAAGAGCAGUGACCACAUUCACACAGUUCACGUGUUCUGCACAAUCUUCAGUGAUGUUCUCUGUUCAGACUCUCUUUACUCUUGCGCUGGUCAGUUCAGCGUCGAUGUCUGACCUGCCAUUGUCUGUAAAUCAACAAGAACAAGGCAGUUUCCUCUUAGCAUCUGUUGGAGAUAACAUCACCCUAAGUUGUGCUUCUUCAAAAAAUGUUAAGAUUGGACCUAAACUUUACUGGUACAAACAAAAAUUGGGCAUGAAACCAGAGCUCAUCUCUUCAUAUUUAAAAUACGACCAGAAGCAUGAAUUUUAUGGAGAAUUUCUCAGCAACAAUCGUUUCCAGCUGGAUUAUGACAAUGACAAAAAUAACUUACACAUCAACAACAUAAACAUCUCUGAUUCUGCUGUUUAUCACUGUCUGGAAUGUUAUUUACAUCAAAGUGAGUUCCAGGAAAGUGUCACUGUGAUUGUGAAGAGUUUGAGCCCAACAGUUAAAGUCCAUCAGUCUCCACAUGAGGAAAUAGAACCAGGAAAUAAUGUGGUUCUAAACUGUAGUGUCCAGACUGAGAGGUGUGAAGGACAGCACAGGGUUCACUGGUUCAAACAGUCUGAAGAGUCUGCAGCAGGAGUCCUGUACAGUCAUGGAGGAGGUCGUGUGGGUGAUGGGUGCAAGAACAAUGGAAAAAGUCCAACCAACUCCUGUGUGUACAACCUCCCCAUACACAAUGUGAACUCAGAGCAGACUGGGACCUACUACUGCGCUGUGGCCGCCUGUGGACAAGUCCUGUUUGGGAACGGGACCAGGAUCACAAUCAAAAGUGUCUCAGACAGUAUGGUUUAUGUUCUGAGUGGAGUUUCCAUAUUCAGCACCAGCCUGGUCGUUUUACUCACAUUUUUCUUCUGUGUCCAUAGUAAGACAGAGACAUACAUGAGAAAUCCUACAACAAACACUAAGGAUUUCUCCAAACUUGUCCAGUACAAGGCCACAGAACAGAUGAACAGAAGGAGCGGACACACACCUGACACAUGGACCGAAUGUGUCUACUUCAGUGUCAAGAAAUGAAAGAAAAAAAAGGGCACAUUUGAAAAAAAAAUGCCAUUGAAUAAAACGUCAUCUCUUCUUUGCUGCUGUAAAAAGUCUGGUAAAACUCAAGAGUUUUUCCUUUCGGCUCAGCUCCCUCUUCACCACAGUGGUCUGAUACAACAUCACAAAACCACAAUAUGUUUUCUUAAAUGUUUGAUCGUGUAUAGAUGCAGUGUGAGCUGAUGUCUAUGUAAUGUUUUCAUAUACAAAUAAAGCAUUUCAUGUGUAA
Messenger RNA from Boleophthalmus pectinirostris (great blue-spotted mudskipper), 1326 nucleotides. RefSeq lists its product as uncharacterized. The transcript has 5 exons. The coding region runs from base 72 to 1076 and encodes 334 amino acids. The record is from RefSeq and is a predicted model, not a curated record. Gene Ontology annotation, biological process: response to bacterium. NCBI's taxonomy places the organism in Eukaryota, Metazoa, Chordata, Actinopteri, Gobiiformes, Gobiidae.